GCUGCAGGAGUGAUAAUUACACCAUUACAUCGAUACAAACUUGAAGUAACGGAAUAUUUAAUACAUUAUGAUCGUCAUUCGUAACACGGGGUUUAUUAGGCUCAUUAUUCAUUAGGAUAGUCGUGGGUCAAGGUUCAACCAUAUAUACAAGGAAUUUAUUUAAACCAACGCAUAUCAUUACGGAUAGAACAAAUCUAUGUAAAUUAUUUAAAUAUAUUGUUGAUCCCAAAACCAAUUCUUUGCACGUAAGUGGAAUGCUUUUAAAGCACAUUGUUUUUUUGGUAGUAGAAUGACAAAAAUACUUUUUAGUAAUAGAAAAUGAAGAUAUCAGUUUCAUUUCCUUAUCUACACAGAGCAGAGGAGCUGCAACGAAACGAUAAAGUGGAACUGUGAAAAGGCAGGCGUUUUAGAAUAUCAAGAUUCUUGCACGUAUCUUAUUAUCUAUCUUUCUACAUGGGUCUUCUUGUUUUGUUGUGUAGUUUGUUCUUUUUCAAGUGUAAUGUCAAUCUAAGAGAACAGCUUCCGUCGAGCACUAAUAUUAUCAUUCAGGUAUUGUAGUCAUUUUAAAACUCAAUGUAUUGGAAACAGUUCAAUGAUGUUGACUUUAUAUAUCGCUUUGUCGAGCAUUAUCUCCUCUAGUAAUAGUACAGUAUUAGGUAGAUAGUACAGUGUCUACCACUAGUAUUACCACUAGUAAUAGUAAUAGUACCUAAGUAGUUGCUUAAGAGAAACAUUGGAAUCACUAGCGCAAUAGACUGGUGAGAUCGUAAUAUGACUUUCUCUGAAAGGGUAUUUUCUUCCGACGCUUUCGUUACAUCCUUUAAAACCUAUCUUCCGUAUGUUUAUAAGGAAUCAAAAUGUUAAUUAAAAUCAUGUUUGUAUAUUCUUAUUGUAUAUAGCACGAUAUACAGUAUGACUUUACUGUUUAUUGUUUUAAUGUAUUUCUAGAACUAUCAACACAGUACUUUAAAUUCCAAAAUAUUUUGGUCCUAUCAUGGACAGCGAACCAUAUAAUCAAGACGACGUAAGUCUAUAUAAACACUUCGACAUAUAGAAUAGGUUUUUUGGUUCCAUAGGGUGACAAAGCUUUCCAUAUCGUUGACCGGUAUAAAGAAGAUAUAGCAAAUGGUGUGAUAUUAACUAAUGAUGACAUACAGAUACUGGGACGAGCUAACGAGUAUUUACGUAAUUUAGAUGAACAAAGUGGAAUGUACGAUAAUUAUGGAUAUGAUAUUGAAGGCUAUGAUAAAGAUGGCCGUAAUCGAGAAGGUUUCGACCGCAAUGGAUACAAUCGAGAUGGUUUUGAUACAUGUGGCUAUGAUCCUCAAGGUUUCGAUGGAGCUGGUUAUGAUAAAGAUGGUUAUGAUCCUCAAGGUUUCGAUGGAGCUGGUUAUAAUAAAGAUGGUUAUGAUCGUCAAGGCUUCGAUAGAGCUGGUUAUGAUCCUCAAGGUUUCGAUGGAGCUGGUUAUAAUAAAGAUGGUUAUGAUCGUCAAGGUUUCGAUAGAGCUGGUUAUAGUCAUCAUGCUUUUAAAGCUACAUAUUAA
Didymodactylos carnosus is the source of this 1544-nucleotide messenger RNA. The record is from the annotation of a GenBank genome assembly. NCBI's taxonomy places the organism in Eukaryota, Metazoa, Rotifera, Eurotatoria, Philodinida, Philodinidae.